AUCACCUGCUCUAUGAUAAGAGUUUAGUAAAUGCAGCUUGUGCCAUUAUAGAAGUUAGGUUAGGUUAUUAUGUGGAGUAUUUAACAUGAUCUCCUUUUAAUGUACAUUUCCUUUAAGUGUGAAACAUACAAUGUGUUUGACAACCAAGUGCGAUGGGCCUUUUUAUUGAGUGUGGUAUCGUCGAAAUAUUUUACUUGUUUCUCCUCAGUUUUUGGUUGAUUUACUUGUAUUUUGUUAAAUUUUAUGGGUACUGGGAAGAAAGAAACGUGCCACAAGUUCCACCAGUGUUUCCAUUGGGUUCUGCGGUCGAAGGAUUCCUAGGGAAGGUGUCCUGGGAGAUAGCUCUAGACAAGAUUUAUUGCGAUUUCAAAGAUGAGCGCUAUGUUGGACUGUUCCUGCUGAGGAAUCCAUGGUUGAUGGUUAGAGAUCCUGAACUGAUCAAACUAAUCUUACAAAAAGAUUUCUCCAGUUUCACAGAUCGUUCCUCCAAGCAAGCACAUGCAGACGACUACAUGUUCCAUAACAUAUUCAAUUUGAAUGGACAAGCCUGGAAAGAAAGAAGAUUGAAAUUGAUGCCAGCUUAUACAGCUGCCAAAAUGAGUAUGAUGUUCUUUUUAGUAAAGAAAUGCAGUGAUAUUUUACGUAACUUCAUUGAAGAAAAUACGGCACCGAAUAAUGUCAUAGAUGUCAAGGAAAUUCUAUCCCGCUACACAACAAGUGUUAUUGGAAACUGUGCAUUCGGAGUAGAAAUAGAUGCUCUUUAUAAUAAGGAUUCUCAAUUAUAUAAAAUGGGAAGAAUGGCUAUGAACUUUGACUUUAAAGUACUAUUUAAAAUGUAUGUGUCCUACAUAUUUCCAAUAUUUUCUAUAUUGCAUUGUUUUGACCUGUAUGACCCAAAGAUAAAAAAUUUUGUAAUCAAUUUGGUACAAUCCACUUUAAAACAAAGGGAGCAAUCCGAUGUUAACAGAUGUGACUUUCUGGAUAUCUUGACAAAACUUGAGAAGAACCAACGCCUUCUUAGAAAUGGAUACUCAACCUAUAAAGAAGAUUUAACCACUGACAAUAAAAAUAAAGGAUUAACUAUUGAGCAAAUUACAUCAGAGACAUUUAUGUUCUUUACGGCUGGCUUAGAGAUUACAUCAAACACGAUGUUAUUCUGCCUGUAUGAGUUGGCCUGCAACAAGAAGAUACAGGAAAGGCUUCACCAAGAGGUUCUUAUUGUUCUGAGCAAACAUGAUAACAUCAUCUCUUACCAGGCCUUGCAGGACAUGACAUACUUGGAUCAGGUUAUUAAUGAGACUAUGAGGCGGUACCCCCCUUUCCCUUUCCUGACAAGAGUUUGUACCAAGAAGUAUAAACUUCCAGAUUCAACUCUUGAGAUUGAUGAAGGUCUGUCAUUACUUAUUCCAAUAUAUUCAAUUCACCAUGACCCAAACUAUUUUCCUGAUCCAUUCAAAUUUGAUCCUGAGAGAUUUGACGCACAGCAUUCCACAAACAGACACUCCUUCGUUUACUUGCCUUUCGGAGAAGGGCCCAGAAUGUGUAUUGGUAUUCAUUUUGGCCUGAUGAAGGUCAAGACUGCUGUCGCCACUCUUGUGCUCGACUACGAGAUCAGUCCUACUCCUGACACAGAAAUGCCUCUACAGUUGAAGGCUAAUGCUUGUGUAACACAGCCAGCGAAAACUCUCCAUCUGGCCUUUACCAAAAGAAAUGCCUAGUUUGAGGAAUGGAGGAGAUGGUGACUUAACUGUGAUAUUAACUGGAUGGACUCAAAGACCAACUAGACUAAACCAAAAUAACAAUAUGUUGACAGAAUCAGUGAUGAUUCAUAAUUUUGUAAUAUAUAUUGUUAUAUAUUAUUAUAUAAAAUGUGUGAUAAAACUGCACGAUCUAGAGCACACGGGACUUAUUAAUAAAUGUACUGUAAAUAAUAAUUUAUACAAAUUAAUGUUUGUCUGUAUGUCCUUUAAAGACUCAGAAACUAUUUGACCGAUCACUAUGCAAAUUUGUA
Messenger RNA from Homalodisca vitripennis (glassy-winged sharpshooter), 2011 nucleotides. RefSeq names its product probable cytochrome P450 6a13. Gene Ontology annotation, molecular function: oxidoreductase activity, acting on paired donors, with incorporation or reduction of molecular oxygen; monooxygenase activity; iron ion binding. The transcript has 5 exons. Lineage: Eukaryota; Metazoa; Arthropoda; Insecta; Hemiptera; Cicadellidae. The record is from RefSeq and is a predicted model, not a curated record. Bases 153 to 1718 code for a protein of 521 amino acids.